AUGCUCAAGGGCGAGACUCUGGAUGAACAUUUCUACAAACUCGGCAUGGAUUCGUCCGAGCCCUACUUGACAAACGCGAAAUCAUAUGCAGCUCUCAACUGUCCAUCCAAACCACGCAAAUGGGUGAAACGUAGUGGGUGGACAAAAUACCAUACCGACGGCACCACUGAGCCCGUUGAUGCCCCCAAUGAAUCAAUGCUUACAUUUGACACCGAGGUCAUGUAUAAGGAUAACUCAUUCGCAGUCAUGGCUUGCGCAGUGAGUCCGACAGCAUGGUAUGCAUGGCUUUCACCAUGGCUGCUCGGUGAGUCGAACAAUAAAACCCAGCUUAUACCCUUGGGCGAUCCUACCAAACCUCGCAUCGUGGUUGGCCACAACAUUGGUUACGACCGAGCCCGUGUCCUUGAGGAAUACAACAUGCAACAGUCCCAAAAUUUCUUCCUUGACACUAUGUCCCUUCACGUUGCGGUCAAUGGCAUGUGUUCACAGCAGAGACCGACUUGGAUGCGACAUAAAAAGAACCAGGACUUGAGGGAUAAAAUUGCAAAUGAGCACGAUUCUGUGGAGCUUGCGGCGCUUCUCGAAAAUAACAUGCUGAGGGAAGAAGAAGAAGAGCUUUGGGUGGGACGAAGCUCGGUCAAUUCAUUGCGAGACGUGGCCAAGUUUCAUUGUGAUGUCACCAUUGACAAGGCGCAGAGAGAUCUUUUUGGUGAACUUGAUCGUGACUCUAUCGUGGGCAGACUGGAGGAACUUCUCGACUACUGUGCGGCGGAUGUUGCCAUCACCCACCGUGUUUAUCGGAAGGUCUUCCCCAACUUCCUCGAGACUUGUCCACAUCCCGUCAGUUUCGGCGCUCUUCGACACUUGUCCUCUGUCAUUUUGCCAGUCAAUCAGACCUGGGGAGAGUAUCUCGCUAGCGCAGAAGAAAUAUAUCACCAGCGACUUGACGAGGUACAAAGUAAAUUGCUUGAAUUAUGCGACGAGGCAUUGAAAUGCAAAGAGCAACCGGAGUUCUACACAAUUGAUCCUUGGCUACGACAGCUGGACUGGUCAGGCCAGGAGAUCAAAAUGGUGAAAGGAAAGAAAAAGGGGGACCCUCCCCGGCCGGCAGCCAGACAGAAGAAACCAGGAAUGCCCAAGUGGUACAAGGAUCUUUUUGUCUCCAAUGCCGCAGAUAUCAAUUUGACAGUACGAACUCGCAUUGCACCUAUCUUGCUCAAACUGUCAUGGGACAAUCACCCCCUUGUAUGGUCGGAUUUGCACGGAUGGACGUUCCGCGUUCCGCGUGAUCAGCUUCAACAGUAUGAGAAUCAGCCAGUCGUUAUGUGUGAUAUGGCCGAGGAAAAGAAUCUCGAGUUACGAGAGGACAACAAAGCCACAUACUUCAAAAUUCCCCACAAAGACGGCCCACAGGCUAGGUGUACCAAUCCGCUUGGCAAAGGAUAUAUGCAGUAUUUUGAGCGCGGGAUCCUUUCAUCCCAGUACGAACUUGCCAAAAAAGCGCUGGAUCUGAACGCCUCAUGCUCAUAUUGGAUCAGCGCCCGAGAUCGCAUCAAAAGCCAAAUCGUGGUCUAUGAAGAUCAAGUGCAGAAGAGCGGACAGAAAAGCGAAACGAGCGACAACCGUGUCGGUUUCAUUUUACCCCAAAUUAUCCCUAUGGGAACCAUCACUCGACGUGCUGUGGAAAAUACCUGGCUGACUGCAAGUAACGCCAAAGCCAACCGAGUGGGGUCAGAGCUGAAGGCCAUGAUCAAAGCACCACCAGGUUACUCGUUUGUCGGAGCCGAUGUUGACUCCCAAGAGUUAUGGAUUGCAAGUCUUGUCGGAGAUGCCCCAUUCCAAAUCCACGGGGGAAAUGCCAUUGGUUUCAUGUGUUUAGAAGGAUCUAAAGCUGAAGGAACAGAUCUCCACUCACGAAGUGCCUCAAUCCUGGGUAUCUCGCGUAACGAUGCUAAGGUCUUCAACUACGGCCGAAUCUACGGGGCUGGCGUCAAGUUUGCCGCUACCUUGCUUCGCCAGUUCAACCCUUCUUUGACCGAAAAGCAGACACAGGAGACCGCGCAAAAUCUAUACAAAGAGACCAAAGGAACGCGCACUUCACGGCGCCACUUGAGUGAGACACCUUUCUGGCGAGGUGGUACCGAAUCUUUUGUAUUCAAUAAACUGGAAGAGUUUGCGGAUCAGGAACGGCCCCGAACGCCGGUCUUGGGUGCUGGAAUCACUGAGGCGCUCAUGCGACGUUUCAUCAACAAAGGCAGUUUCAUGACAUCUCGAAUCAAUUGGGCCAUUCAGUCAUCGGGCGUUGAUUAUCUUCACCUUUUGAUUGUUGGCAUGGACUAUCUCAUCCGACAAUUCAAUAUCCAAGCUCGCUUGGCCAUCACUGUUCACGAUGAAAUCCGUUAUCUUGUCAAAAAUGAGGAUAGGUACCGCGCCGCGAUGGCAUUGCAGGUUGCCAACGUCUGGACCCGUGCCCUCUUUUCGCAGCAAGUAGGCAUUGAUGACCUCCCCCAGUCUUGUGCCUAUUUCUCAGCUGUCGAUAUCGACCAUGUACUUCGCAAAGAAGUCGACAUGGACUGUGUCACUCCUUCGCAUCCCCACAAAAUUCCUCAUGGUGAAACACUGGAUAUUACUCAGCUUCUGGAAAAAGAUCAGGAGGCUUUCUUGGACCCUUCCAUCAUCCCACAGUCUCCUCCAAAUCCCGACCAAUAUCCAUACACCCCCCGCGAGUCCGUCAUGUCCGCCCUUCAAGCCUCUAAUGACAUUGAUUUCAUCAAAGCUCAGAUCACCAAGGAUGACAAAGAGCUUCGUGAUAUCAUCAAGGAGAAGAUCCGUCGGACAGCUACUAGCGACAGCACUUCUCGCGCUCCUACCUCAGCCACCAAAGUUGCUGGCAAAUCCACCGGCUGGUCCUCACCAAAGCCCCAGCGGGCGGUUCUGAUAGAUUUGGAUUCAGUGUUGUAUCCUGAUUUCCACAGCCCCCGGGCUAAUUCCCAUGGGAGCAAGCAGGGCCUGGGACUCCACCGUCCUUCUUGGAAACCACGGCCUACAGCCCGCGCUUAG
Messenger RNA from Penicillium paradoxum, 3060 nucleotides. RefSeq names its product DNA-directed DNA polymerase gamma MIP1. The transcript has a single exon. Gene Ontology annotation, molecular function: 3'-5' exonuclease activity; DNA binding; DNA-directed DNA polymerase activity. The coding region runs from base 1 to 3060 and encodes 1019 amino acids. Gene Ontology annotation, cellular component: gamma DNA polymerase complex; mitochondrion. Lineage: Eukaryota; Fungi; Ascomycota; Eurotiomycetes; Eurotiales; Aspergillaceae. The record is from RefSeq and is a predicted model, not a curated record. Gene Ontology annotation, biological process: mitochondrial DNA replication.